AUUGCCAAAGAAAAUACUUAAAUUAAAUGUAAAAUAAAUUUUAUUGCCCACUUAAAAAUAUAUAUAUCUCAAAAGAGAGGGGAAGCAGAAAUUGUCCAAAAGAGGAGAAGGAGAAAGAAGAUGUUGAAAUUCUUGUCAAAAGUGAAAAUCGAAUUCAAUGCCUUAGAUCCACGCAUAGCUUCAUGUAUGGAGUUUUUGGCUCAAUGUAAUGCCCCUAAAGCCAAAGAAUCAAACCCAAGUUGUCAAGUUCAGGUCAAGCGACGCACUGAUGACCACCCACCCCAAAUCUCUGUCACUUUCGUCAAUGGAGUCGAACAGACCUAUGAUGCUACUUCUACACCCGCACAGAACAUCCGUACCAUGAUUCUUGAAAAGGGUCAGUACCUUGAGACUGAACAGAUGUUCCGUGAAGCUGGUGAGAAAUGGCCUGUUGUCAUUCCUGAUGAAGAGCUCAAACAACCAUUUCUUGGAAUAAAGCCAAAGAAAGCAGAAGAGAAGAAGCAGUAAUCACAGCUACUCUCACACCUAGCUUGUCUUCAGGGUAUUUUCUCUGUGUCAAAUAGGGGCAAAGCUAGUUUUUCUUGUUGGAUUUAUGUUAACAAGAAUAUUGGAUUUGUACUAGAUCAUGAACUUUUGAUGUCCAUUGUGUUGUGAGACUUUGAAAUGCCUUCCCAAUCCUCAUUUCUUCUAACCUCUAUCCCUGCAAAAUAAUAAUAUUUCCUUCCAAAAGGUUUGAUCUCA
This is a messenger RNA of Solanum dulcamara, 741 nucleotides long. RefSeq lists its product as uncharacterized. Lineage: Eukaryota; Viridiplantae; Streptophyta; Magnoliopsida; Solanales; Solanaceae. The record is from RefSeq and is a predicted model, not a curated record. The coding region runs from base 121 to 507 and encodes 128 amino acids. The transcript is spliced from 2 exons. Gene Ontology annotation, cellular component: mitochondrial large ribosomal subunit.